Molecule: messenger RNA, 3696 nt
Organism: Python bivittatus (Burmese python)
Lineage: Eukaryota; Metazoa; Chordata; Lepidosauria; Squamata; Pythonidae
Source: RefSeq, a predicted model, not a curated record
CCGAGUACACAUCACAGAAGCAACACUAAAUCAUCUUGGGAAAGCUUAUGAGGUAGAAGAAGGAAAUGGGCACCUCAGGGAUCCAUACCUGGAAGCCAUGAAUAUCAAGACUUAUUUGGUGAUUGACCCGAGGUCAAAACAGCGUGCCACCAACAAUCAUCUUCCUCAAACCAGAGUGCAGGAUGGCUUGAAGAUGAGGGCCUCUGUCCGGAUGUCGCGAUUCUUGGAAUCUUGGGGGGCAGCACGGCCCUUUUCUCACCUCAACCACCGAGAGAGUGUGAGCAGCGAGACUUCUGCACCCAACCGCAGACGUAGGAAGGAGAUAGCACUGCAACUAGCGAGUCGUCAGAGAACUUCAGAGAGAAAUACCUCUCAGAAAGGAAGAAUGGAAGAAGAUAUCAAUGAUAAAAUGAUGUCCACCAUUGAGGGCUUGAGUUCAGCCAAACCAUGGUGUGGUCAAAAAGAUGAUUUCCGUGGACUGUGUGGGUUUCUGCUCUGUUUUGUAGAAACAGGACUUGAAAAAGAGUAUCGCACGAUCCCUAUUCCCAAACUCAGAGGCUAUUUUGUCUGUGCUAGCAUUGUUUUGCUAUGCAUGUUUUUAGUACAGAUAUGCAUUACACGAGGGUCACAAACAUUAGGAAUCUCAUUUGGGGUUGUAGCUAUCAUCAUGGGACUGAUUUUGGGUGUGUGUUUCGCAGAUGAUUGUUGGAGAUGCUGCGCGAAGCGGUGGCCACUAACACGCUACCUCUGCACGCUUUCUGAGAAAGUGGAGACGAUGCCAUCCGUCAGGCUCCCUCUGGCCAUCCUUGGCCUUGGCUCUCUGCUGAUCCUAGCUGUUUUCAACUUGCCAGUGAGCCCGCCAGGUGGACCACAUGACAACCCACUGGCAGGAAACAGUUCAGGAGUUGAAGAUGGAUCACUUAGUAUGACUAUGAUGUACCCGUAUUAUGCCUACUGCUGUCUCCUGGGUUUUAUUGCAUGCUCUGUGUUCCUUCGAAUGAGUUUUGAACUCAAGUUAAUGCUGCUCUCGGGAGCCAUCGUGGGGUAUUUCAUCAUAUUUAACAGCAAUCAGGCUCCGAACUACGACUUCAACUCUACCACCAGGCUUUUUAUAAACAAACCCAGAGAGAUGAUCAAUUUGUACCUGGCACUCUUUUAUAUAACUCUGGUCCUGUUGUCCAAGCAGGUAGACUAUUAUUGUCGGCUGGACUGCCUACAGAAAAACAAAUUUAAAAAGGAAAAUGAGUCGUUUGAAACCAUGGAGAAUGUAAACAGGCUAUUGCUUGAAAAUGUCCUCCCAGCUCACGUGGCUGCCCAUUUUAUUGGGGACAAAUUAAAUGAGGACUGGUAUCAUCAGUCUUAUGACUGCGUCUGUGUCAUGUUUGCCUCGGUCCCUGACUUCAAGGUAUUCUACACAGAGUGCGAUGUCAACAAGGAAGGGCUGGAAUGUCUUCGGCUCCUGAAUGAGAUCAUUGCUGAUUUUGAUGAGCUGCUGCUAAAGCCUAAAUUUAGUGGAGUUGAAAAAAUCAAAACUAUUGGGAGCACUUACAUGGCAGCAUCUGGACUCUGCGUUGUACCAGGUCAAGAGAAUAAUCUGGAUCAAGAAAAAUUGUGCGCUCAAAUUGGCAUCAUGGUGGAAUUUGCAAUGGCCUUGAUGACAAAACUAGAUGGCAUUAAUCGCCAUUCGUUCAACAAUUUCCGUCUCCGUGUUGGCAUAAAUCAUGGGCCGGUAGUAGCUGGUGUGAUUGGUGCUCGCAAGCCCCAGUAUGAUAUUUGGGGAAACACUGUCAAUGUUGCCAGCAGGAUGGAGACUACUGGAGAACUUGGGAAAAUCCAGGUUACAGAAGAGACAUGCAAAAUACUAGAGAGCUUGGGAUAUGCCUGCGAAUGCCGAGGACUGAUUAAUGUCAAGGGAAAGGGAGAAUUGGUUACUUACUUUGUCUGCACCGAUACAGCCAAAUCCCAAGUUUUUUGACUUGAACAAGAAGAUGCUGAGAAAUUGUGGUCAAAAUAUCCUGUUGGGCUUUGCUUUUAUUUUAAGCAACUUUCUUUCGGUGAGGCCUGAACAUGUUGUCUCCUUCCGUAAAGGAGUUUAUGCCAAAUGGCUGUCAGUGCUGGCAUUUUGCAUCUCAAGAGAAGAGCGCAAGAAGUUCUUGAAAGAUGUUUACAGUUGGGUCUGUCCCUCUAGCUGAUGCCAAUUUGUUUCCUGCCACAGAGGGCACGGGAUUCCUCUUCUGCAUGCCUUUCGUGGACUCGCAGCUAAGCAGAUUCCUUGGUUCAAUGCCCUGCUCCUGUCUCAUCCUUGCCUUUUCAUGUGGAUAGAUCUGAGGAGCGCUAUAGCACUGCCUUGAGCAAAAAGUGGAUUACAAUAGACAAGACUGGAGGCUGGUCAUGGGAGGUCUUUUUAUGUGGACCUGCUGUCUGCCCAUCAAGCAUGCGUUCUGCCAUUAAACGGUGGCUCCUCCUUUCAUCGUACGCCACAGGCCACCCUCAGACCUGCUGUGGGUCCCACAAAAUUGCACUUCCAGUUUUCUCCUCAACUAAAAUCUCAAGACACAAAAAAUACUUUUCUUGCAGUCAUCCUAUACUCCCACAGAAUAAAUUAGACCCGCCUGCUUUCAUCACUAUUUACCUCAUUUCUGUUCUAGAAGGAAUAGCAUAAGGGGGGACUUCCCCAGCUGAUGCAGAUUUAUUUUUCUGGAACUUACUUCUUGGGCUUGAGAGCAAACUUCUGCGGCUUAGGGUCUUAAAUGUUCUUUGGGUCGAAGGACUCUUGAGUAGCAUUUCCCCCCCUUCUGUUUGUCUUCGCAAGGUGCCGUUUUAUUUCCACAGCCAGUGCGGCCUAUCGUAAUAUGGAAAUUCCUGCAUUGUCGGUGUAAAAUUCAGGUUCUUUCUUAUUCAGCAACCCUACUUAUAUAAAUCAUGGUCAGUUUCUACUACAGCCCCACUACUAACAUAGGAUGAUGCAUGAUGGGUUGUGGUGCACAGAAGCUAUCAAGUCAUUUUCUUUUUUCUUUUUCUUCUUUUCUUUGUCCCUCUGUCAGAAACACCCUCAAAGUUUUGAGUGGUGUAGAGCAUUAUGGAUGACGUUCGUACCUCAUUGGCAGCUUCUGUUCAAACACUGCACAGUAAGUAAAACUGCCCAUAUAAUUUUAUCUUAAAUAGGUUUGCAACAACAAUGAACAAGAAGUCGGCCAGUUACCGUGUCUGUGCCAACCUUGUCUAUGCCUCUUCCUAUACCAAUUAUUAUUAUUCAUCUGUAUUCUUACUUCAAAGUAGGAUUCUGCUUUUUGUGUCUAAUAGGAAUUCUGAAAGAUCCUGUACAUUUUUAAAUAGGCUGUUUUAAGGUGUUACUAAUCUUUACCAUCAGCUGAAGAUAGGCAUUGACCCUGUGUGUAGCAACACAAACAAAAUUUAAGAGAACUGUGAUGCAUUUUAGGAUUCAGUCUGGAAAAUGUUCUUAUAGCACAAUAAGAAUGCUUAGUCAUGAAAUAAAAUUAUUGUCUGAAAGAGUCCCUAGCAAUGCUACGUUAUCUACAAAUUGCAGUUUCUUUUAGAUGGAACUAUGGAAUUAGAUACAAAACUGCAAAAAACAUUUGGUUCGGCACCUCUGAUGUUGCCCCAAAUUAGGGCAGCCAAUUGAACGGAAAUUACCUGCUUGUGCAUAAGCUCUAGAAAAUGCAGAAACAAACGACA